Tuber melanosporum (Perigord truffle) is the source of this 794-nucleotide messenger RNA. RefSeq lists its product as uncharacterized. Lineage: Eukaryota; Fungi; Ascomycota; Pezizomycetes; Pezizales; Tuberaceae. The coding region runs from base 51 to 614 and encodes 187 amino acids. Gene Ontology annotation, cellular component: cytosol. The record is from RefSeq and is a predicted model, not a curated record. The transcript has 2 exons. Gene Ontology annotation, molecular function: molybdopterin synthase activity. Gene Ontology annotation, biological process: Mo-molybdopterin cofactor biosynthetic process.
CUUAAACCCAUGCCAACCAGAAUAACCAGAGAGGGGGGCCAAAAUCCAAAAUGUCGGAACAAGCAAACAAGGUAGAGGGGGAAAAGGAAAAGGAAUGGGAGGGGAAACAAUCCCCACAUCCAGAAUUCCUCACGAAGGAGAAUAUCCACGUCGAGCUCACCAGCGCCCCACUAUCCAUCACUCAAGUCAUGGAUAGGGUCAGGUCUCCGAAAGCUGGAGCUCUAGUUUUAUUUGCUGGAACAACACGCGACAACUUUGACAACAAACCCGUCGCUCACCUCGCCUACACCGCUUACACUCCCCGAGCCCUGGCGACCAUGAUGUCCAUAUGUGAGGAGGUGCUCCGGGAGCGGGGGUUGAUGGCGAUAUGCAUUGUGCACAGGAUCGGCGAGGUGCCCAUCGGCGAGGAGAGCGUGCUCAUCGCCGUCGCGGGUAAGCAUCGGGGAGAGACUUGGCGGGGCGGGGAGGAGGCGCUGGAGAAGGUUAAGGAGAGGGUGGAGGUUUGGAAGAUGGAGAGGUUUGUGGGCGGGGAUGGGGUUUGGAGGAGUAAUCGGGAUGGGAAGGUUGGAGUUAGGGUUGACGAGGGUGAUGAUGCUGGGGUUGAGGGGGAUUGAUUGAUGAUUAAUUGACUGUUAUGAGACAAAUAGUUCUUUUUUUUCCUGAAUUAUCAUUCAUUCCAUUGACCUGGGAAACUAAACUAACUGAGGAGACAAUUGGUCACGCCUCACCCCAUCAUUCCGUCUCAAACGUAGUAUUAUAUAAUUUGCUCGCGCGUGCGGCACUUUUCAUUCAGA